This is a messenger RNA of Oryza sativa Japonica Group (Japanese rice), 1374 nucleotides long. RefSeq lists its product as uncharacterized. Gene Ontology annotation, molecular function: hydrolase activity. The record is from RefSeq and is a predicted model, not a curated record. NCBI's taxonomy places the organism in Eukaryota, Viridiplantae, Streptophyta, Magnoliopsida, Poales, Poaceae.
CCCGGAAUAGGUGGGACCCACAUGCCAGUGACACGUACUGCAGGUGCAGUACAGCAGUGGAUUUGCAUCCCCCACCUCACACUCCCACCACCGUCACGUCGCCCCUCUGCUCUCUGCACUGCUGCGGCGAGGAGCUAGCUCGAGCCGGCCGGAAGCCAUGGCCACGGCGGAGCAGCGGCAGAUCGAGCACGUCCACCUCCCCGUGCGGGGGCUCACCCUCCACGUCGCGCAAGCCGGCAAAGGGGAGCUCGGGACGGUGGUGUUCCUGCACGGGUUCCCGGAGAUAUGGUACUCGUGGCGCCACCAGAUGCUCGCCGUCGCCGCCGCAGGGUACCGCGCCGUCGCGCCGGACUGGCGUGGGUACGGGCUCUCCGACCAGCCGCCGGAGCCGGAGGCGGCGGUGUACGACGACCUCAUCGAGGAUCUCCUCGCCAUCCUCGACGCCCUCGCCGUGCCCAAGGCAUUCCUUGUUGGAAAGGAUUUUGGGGCAAUGCCAGCUUACGACUUUGCUCUCCGUCACCCAAACCGCACAUGUGGUGUGAUGUGUCUGGGCAUCCCCUUAGGCACUGCUGGUUUGUCCUUUGACACAUUGCCAGAAGGAUUCUACAUUUUACGUUGGGCGCAACCAGGAAGAGCAGAAGCUGACUUUGGCAAGUAUGAUGUAAAGAGAGUUGUGCGCACCAUCUACAUACUAUUCUCUAGGAGCGAGAUCCCCAUAGCUAAGGAAAAUCAAGAGAUCAUGGAUCUUGCAGACUUAUCGACACCCCUUCCCGAGUGGUUUAGUGAGGAGGAUCUUGAUGUCUACUCAUCCCUCUAUGAGAAUUCUGGUUUUAGAUAUCCGCUACAGAUGCCAUAUAGGUCUCUGCACCAGAGAAAACCAAUUGGAGAUGCAAAAUUCCAAGUCCCAGUGUUUAUUGUCAUGGGAGAAAAAGAUUAUGUCUUUAAGUUCCCUGGUAUCGAGUCUGCUAUGAAAGACGGAACUAUGGAGAAGCAUGCACCAAACAUAAAGAUCACCUACAUCCCUGAAGGAGGGCAUUUUGUGCAGGAGCAGUUCCGUGACUAUGUGAAUGAGCUCCUUCUUGGCUUCUUGAAAGAUCAUCCUGUGGUUAUAUAAAUGCUAUUGUAGCCUCAGUUGUGCUUCACCCGUAGUUCAAGUUGGCUUAGAAAACGUUGUGCUAUAUCAUGGUAUGAAUUUGUCAACAAACUAAGGAUCAGCUAUGGCUAGUUUGUUACUUUCAGUAAUGCCUAUUUGAGCUUGUUGUAUCUAGGUUGUCCUGCUGGUGUUACUAGCAAUGUAAAGACUAAACCCAUUGCUAUACUUCUACCAUGACUUUUGCAAGCCAAUGAUGUGAACUUAUACCAUGAUUUUAGAAA